Molecule: messenger RNA, 1031 nt
Organism: Ictalurus punctatus (channel catfish)
Lineage: Eukaryota; Metazoa; Chordata; Actinopteri; Siluriformes; Ictaluridae
Gene: slbp
Product: stem-loop binding protein
Exons: 8
Coding region: 4-921 (305 amino acids)
Biological process (GO): mRNA 3'-end processing by stem-loop binding and cleavage; mRNA transport
Cellular component (GO): histone pre-mRNA 3'end processing complex; cytoplasm
Molecular function (GO): histone pre-mRNA stem-loop binding; mRNA binding
Source: RefSeq, a predicted model, not a curated record
AGAAUGCUGUCGGGUGACCUCAUUGUUGACGGUCGCCACAGAGCGAAGGCGCGCGCUUUCUCAAACUCUCCGCAGCUUUCCGUCUCACCUUCAGCUCCCUAUCAACAAGCGAUGUCUUCUCGCUAUAAACACUGCGCCGACAGUGACUACAGGACUGAAGAAAACAGGAACAAACGACAAAGAUGGUCUCAUUGCAGGAAACGGGACGCUGAUGGGAACGUAAGAAGAUCCCGCGAUGAGUCUGAGACCCACACUUCAGAUGGAAGAGGAUCGAACAGGCCAGAAUGCUUCACAACUCCAGAAAGUGCAGGACCUAUGUCGAGAAUAAGAGACUGGGCAGAGGAAGUGGAGAAUGACGAAAUGCGCACUAGCGUUCGACGGGACAUAGAGCGUUACAGACGGCGGAUACUGACUGGAGAUUCUGUUCAAAGAGAGAGGAAAAUGUCAUCUGGAAGUUCAGACUCACGAGACUCCAGAGAUUCUCCUGUACCCGGGGACAUCGAGACUGACGAGACCGUCCUGAUGAGGAGACAAAAGCAGAUUAACUAUGGGAAGAACACCCUCGCCUAUGACAGAUACGUUAAAGAAGUUCCCAAGCACUUGAGAAAACCAGGGCUUCAUCCACGAACUCCCAACAAAUUUAAGAAAUACAGCCGCCGCUCCUGGGACCAGCAGAUAAAACUGUGGAAAGUCAAACUUCAUGCGUGGGACCCUCCUGCUGAUGAAGGAAGUGAUCUGCAAGCUGUAGAUCUGGGCGAGGUCAUGGACUUUGAGCUGGACGUGGAGUGCUCAGUGGAUCCUGACCCAGAAGCAUCGAGCUCAAAAUCUAGUAGUUCUUCAUUAUUCCCUGAGGUUGAUUUGUUGCGGGACUCAGGAACCCCCCACAAGAUGAUGAAGAUAGACGAAGCCGAGAUGGCUUAACUGCUCUCACUGAUGCUCUGAUAAUGCGAGAGAACUGUUAACGCACUGAACCUCACCUGAUUUUACUGUUAAUAUUCUAUGUUUAUGAUUGCUUUUUUUUUCUUUUUCUU